AAACUAAGUGUCAACCACAACCCACAGUAGUACACCCAUUAAAAAAAUAUGAAUCCAAUUGAGAAUUUAGUUUAACACCUUCAAUAUCUACUUUGACUCAAGAAAGUGGAUCUGAAGUAUCAGUACUAUAGUAAAUUAAAUACCCAUUUUAGCUUACAUCUUAUCAAUGUGAAAAAACUCAGUUAUAACUAUACCCAUUAUAGUACUAGUAUAGUAGAUCCAUUUUCUCCUAUAGAUCUCAGUUCCAAUUGCCUUCAGCUAAAGAAAAAACCAAAAAAGAAAAAAAAUGGCAAGGCAAUCUGGGACUUGCUUAAGAUGUUGUUUAGUAAUUUUUGCUGUAGUUUCAGCUCUUUGUGUAUCUGGGCCUGCUAUUUAUUGGAAAUUUAAGAAGGGUUUAAGGUUAAAAGCUGCUCAAUCUUGUUUGCCUUGUAAAUGUGAUUGCUCUCCUCCACUUUCACUUCUUGAAGUUGCUCCUGGCUUGGCGAAUCUUACCAUUACAGACUGCGGCAAAGAUGAUCCGGAUCUAAAGGAGGAGAUGGAGAAACAGUUUGUGGAUUUGUUAUCGGAAGAGCUGAAGUUGCAGGAAGCUGUCGACAAGGAACACGUGCAUCAUAUGAACAUCACCUUUGUGGAGGCAAGAAGGUUAGCUUCUGAGUACCAAAAGGAGGCUGAGAAAUGCAUUGCUACCACCGAAACUUGUGAAGUCGGGCGAGAAAGAGCUGUUGUGUUGCUUGCCAAGGAAAAGAAGUUGACGUCCGUUUGGGAGCGUAGAGCGCGCCAAGCUGGUUGGCAAGGAGAAUAAAGAUUUAAAACAAAACUAGUGAAUAAGUUCAUCUUUAAGUUUCACUGCAGUAGCUCAAAUUUUGUUGUCCACUGUUGUAGCUUAUGUUAGUUCUCUCUCUAUGAGCACAAAAUUGCUCAUAUUUCUUUAUCUAUAUGUGUAUUUACUUACUCUCCUGUAUCUUUUGAUCAUAUGAAAUAUAUACUCUUCACAUUAUAUUUCA
Messenger RNA from Nicotiana tabacum (common tobacco), 1004 nucleotides. RefSeq lists its product as uncharacterized. The record is from RefSeq and is a predicted model, not a curated record. NCBI's taxonomy places the organism in Eukaryota, Viridiplantae, Streptophyta, Magnoliopsida, Solanales, Solanaceae.